Messenger RNA from Temnothorax curvispinosus, 1478 nucleotides. RefSeq lists its product as uncharacterized. The record is from RefSeq and is a predicted model, not a curated record. The transcript has 5 exons. NCBI's taxonomy places the organism in Eukaryota, Metazoa, Arthropoda, Insecta, Hymenoptera, Formicidae. The coding region runs from base 620 to 1465 and encodes 281 amino acids.
UAUAUUCCUUAACUAGAGAGUAAAAAUGACACUGAUACCAUUGCAUCAGCAAUAGAUCUUUCAUCGUUAUAUUCAGCCAUACAACACGAUUGUGAAGGAGACAAUCUUUCGAAAAUAAUUAUGCAAUUACUGCACAUGUAUCAACCAAAAGAUGGUAUUAAAGCAUAUGAACGUGUGCUAAGAAAAGUCAAAGGUAUACUAGAAGAUUGUGGUUUCCAAAAAAAGCAGUUACUGCUUUCAAUGAUACCUUCUCCAAACAAUAUACCAGAUCACACAAUUAAAGAAGUGUUUCGUACAACCACAGGUUUUAUUAAACUCAAUCUGCAGGAAAAGCGGAUUCAUCGAGUCAUCAUUUAAACGAUAAUCCAAAGAAUUGGCAGGAGAGAAAUAAUAAACAUCAAGUAUCGUCUUAUCGACAAUAUCUGCUUAAUAAGAAAUAUUGUGUACCUGCUAGAAUUAAUUAUAAUACGAUUGGUGAAUCACACUUUUGUCACUCGUCUCAGACGGGAUAUCAGGUCUGUGCAUAAAAAGAGAGAAAUAAAUAAAUAAAGAUGAGUGAAAUAAACUCUAAUGUAACUUACAAGGGAUUAAUAAAUUUUAGGAUACACGCUCUACAAAAAUGUGUAAUAAAACUGAGAUAAAUUUGUGGCAAAAUAAAAUUCCUCAACAAUUUAAUGACGUUAAAUACGAAGAUGCAUUUAAUAAAGAUAAAAAGUCUGGUAUUUCACAUACAAUAAUCGAUGUUGGACAAGAUGCAACAAUGAAGCAGACAAUUAAAAAUGAUAUACAUAAAAUGGAUGUGUGUUGCGACGAAGAUCAGGACAUUAUCAUAAAUGCAGACGAUUUCUUACCAACAGCACGUGAUAGACUUAAAACGAGCUUAAACAAUUUUUUAAAACGAGCGCAAGAAGGAAUUUUCAUCGAAUUGUCGGCCUUUCCACGCAUCAGGUCGCAUCCACAGGUGGGCUCCUUGAAUAUGGUACAUUUCACAUCAAAAGAACUAAAAUCUGGAACACCAUCAAAAGUUUUAGAACAAGAUUUUACAUCUAAUGUCUCAAAUAGCGAUAGCAACAGCUGCUUACUUUUAAAAGAGCAAAAUACAAAUAUUAACACAGAAAAAGAUCAGAAAAAAUUAGCUGGAAGGACAAGACAAAAAGUUAAUACUCAUGAUAAUGGAUUGCAAAAGAAAUGCAACUCUCAUGAAUUUAAUAAAGUAACUGAAUUGCAAUUACAACAAAAUAAUUUAGAUCACAAUACAGAAAAGAAAGCGACUACAUUCGAAUGCAAAGAAAAAAAUAUGCAAGAAUCAGGACAUGGAUGCGAAAUGAUAGAAUCAAAAUCAGAUAAUGUAAAUUCAGAUAACAAUUUUCAAGCUCGCUCAAUGUUUCAACUAGCUGCAUACAAGAAACAAUAUUAUGACACGUUGUUGAGUGUUCAGAGAGCGAAAGGUAACAUAUUCUGUUAAAUAAUCCUUCAGA